This is a messenger RNA of Chinchilla lanigera (long-tailed chinchilla), 6068 nucleotides long. It is a transcript of the gene Crybg2, whose product is annotated as absent in melanoma 1-like. The coding region runs from base 30 to 5207 and encodes 1725 amino acids. NCBI's taxonomy places the organism in Eukaryota, Metazoa, Chordata, Mammalia, Rodentia, Chinchillidae. The record is from RefSeq and is a predicted model, not a curated record. The transcript is spliced from 21 exons.
GGGCGGGCCGGAGGAGGUGUUCUCCGCGGAUGCCGCGGAUCCGGGAGGCCCAGUGGUCAGGUGUCCCGACUGCCCAAGCCCGGGGCCUUGGUCUCGCCAUGACCGAGCGGCGUGGGGGGCUGGGGGCCCGCCUGGCCCGCCUGCUGGCUGGACUAGGGGCCCGGAGGGAGCGCAGGGGCAAGGAGACCUCAGAGGAGGCCGGACCCCGGGAUAGGCCCUGGGGUGGCCAGAGCUGCCCCGACCUGGCCCAGGGCCAGGGCAGCACCAGCGAUGUCAGACUCAAGGUGCAAGCCCAGAGCCAGUCAGAAUGGGACCUUCGGGUCGGGAGCCACGGUGGCUUCUGGUCUGGGAAGAGACGGCACCCAUCAAGGAGACCUGCCCAGCCCCUGGGGCGCCUGCAGAGGCCAGCCGUGGGCAGCGCCUCGGACCUGGCCAACUACACCUCCGUGACACCCGGGGACCUGGCCCCGGCUGCGGCCUCUGCAGAACCCGAUGGUGCCCAGCACCCCUCACUCCUGGGGCCUAUGGAACAGGGAACCCCAGGCCGCCUCUGCCAGCAACCCCCACGUGAAGCCUCAGACGUCACUGUCACUCGGAGGCUGGAGCCUCCCAGCAAUCUGGAAAACACAACCCCGCCGCCCCGCCCAGCAUCCGUCCCUGAGGUGGAAGGGGCAAAGGGCGAGCGGGACACCCCAGGGCCUGUCCAGUCAGAGUCGGCCCUACAGUCCCAUCGCUCGGCCAGGAGGACCCGCUACCACAUCACUGUCACCCUACAGGGGUGUGGGCAGACACCUAGGGAGGAGGGUGAGGAACCGGCCCAACCAGCUCCCCACCCCUGCGGCCCUGAGGAAUCCAGGGGCUGGCAGGAGCCUCCCCAGGGGCUCCGCCCCGUCACGGGGUGCCUGACAGACCUGCCCCAGGAGCCCCAGCUGAGAGCCCUGCUGCUGCAUCAGGGGAGUGUGGCCCAGGCCGGCCAGAAGCCUGGGUCCCCACACGGAAGGCUCAGGCCUCAGCCUUUGAAGGACCUUAACCGAGGGAAUCCCUUGACAGUUGGGGGGGCGCUGGACCACAGUGUGACGAGAACACCUCUGGACAGGUUGCCGGCACCCGACAUGGAGGAGGCAGCUGGGCCUCCGGCCCGGGCUGAGGCCCGAGUGGUAAGUGCCACCCUGACGUGGCGACAGCGGCCUCCAGCCCAGGAAGAAAUUAGGCACCGUUUUCACAAGGUGUCCCUGGUGUCGGGGGCCCGAGAGGAGAUGUUUGGGUACACCCACCUUGGAGAGGAAGUCAAUGGCUUCGCUACUCGGGAAGAAGAGACUGUGAAUCACCAGGGCCUUCAGGACGAGGCCGGCCCCACAAACUUCCAGAGCCAUGGGCCCAUCUUUUCCAAGAAGUACACGCCGCUCCCAAAGGAGAAGAGGCCGGUGGGGAGGCUGAAGGAGGCUGCGGACCAGACUGACGGCGUCCCACAGGCUCCCAGGACUGAGCCACCAGGCAUGGGAGCCAUGGCCAGGACUGAGCUGUUGGUGCCUCUGCCUGGGCCCCGGGAGCCAAGCCCCCACCCAGGCAUGAGUCACACGGGGGGGAGCUCCUGGAACGCAGAGGAGUGUCGAGUGACACGCACCGUGCGCACAACCACAGUGGUGGGGGGCCACGUGGACCGCCGGAUGAGCAGCUCCGUGACCGUGGGGCCAACGCUGUCAGGGGAGACCUUGCCAAGGGGCCGCCACGUGGCCCGCUCGGUCCGGGCGGUGGUCGUGGGCCCCCGGGCUGACGGCUCACCUGGCCACAGCAAGGCCCGGGAGCUGCUGAGUAGCCUGGUGGCUGCUGAGCACAGCCCUCCCGCCAGCCGCCUGCCCAGGCCCACGAAUGUGGCGCUAAGGGGCCAGGGGCUGAGUGGCAUGGGGCAGCCAGUCCUGGGGCAGCUGGCCGAGACCGGGACAGCCCAGCUAAAGGUCCCUGCCGGCAGCCCACCCCAGCAUUGCGACGGCCCUGCAGCCCGCCCAGACCGAGACCAGGGCAAGGCGCUGGAUGCCAAGGCCUGUGAGCCCCUAAGGGUGCAGGGAGCCUCCAGCCCUACUCCGCUGCCUCCCCAGACUUCUGGGGGCCAAGCUUCAGUGCCCUCCUCUCCUAGACUCCAGACCCGAGCUCCCUCCCCAGGCUUGGCCCAAAGCCCAGAGCAGCCUGUGGUUGCCUCCCAGCCCAGUCCCCGUGCCCUGCCCCGCAUAGAGAGCGAAGGGCUUGCAGAAACCCCUGCUGUGCCCAUGCCGCCUGUGGAGAGGAGCAAGGCUGUUACAGUGCCUGGACAGCCCCUCGUUCCACCUUCUAUCAGGAAGAAGACUGUCCCCGGUCCAGCAGGUCUUUCUGCUGCCUCCUCCCCAAGGAAUCAGUUUGUUCAGGACCCUGAGAAUGUGCUUGUCUCCUCCCUUGCUCAGAAAGAUGCACCUCAAGGCCCUGGUGCUCCCAAUGCCUCGUCCCGUAAGCCAACCAAGGUUGCCCAGGGCCCAGAAAGAGGCCCUGGCACCCAGAAGGAGGUGGUCUCGGGUGCUGAAAGCAGCCCUGCCCCCUCCCUUCCCAAGCAAGAGACUACUCAAGGCCCAGCUACUCCUGUUCCCCUACUCCCCAAAGAAGAUGAGGUCAUCCCAGGUUCCAAAGGGAGCCCUGCCUCAUCCCCUACUCAAAAAGAGGCCUUGCAGAGCCCUGCUGCUUCUCUCGCCCCGUCCUCCUCAGUGGGCAAAGAGCUCCCCAGUCUCGGAGGCACCCCUGUUGCAAUGCCAGUGGAAGCAGAGGCCAGCGUGGAGGCCCAGCUUGUCCCUGACUCUGCUGAGGGCCAGCCACUUCCAGAACCACCGAGUGAGGAGGACGAGAUGGCCCUGGCCGCUGACCUAGAGAUUUUCCUGGAUACACUGCGGAGCAUGGAGCCCCCUGAGAUCCUCCGCACUCACCGGCUGCCCCGAGCCCCACGCUCCUCCUACUUGGCCAUGUAUGCCACACUGCCCGCCAUUGAGGAGGACCAGCCUGGGCCAUGGGUGCUGGGACCUGUUCCCCAGGAGGUGCCUGCCCUGCAGGAGGAGGAGGAGGAAGAGGAUGAGGAGGAGGAGGGGGGUGGGGAGGAGGAGCCAGAGAACCCCUACCUGAGCGAUGAUGAGAAGCUCCAGCGCAGGCUGGAGAAAGCAGGACCCAGCCCCUCCUGGGGCUCCCAUUCUGCCAGACCCAUGCAGGGCUCUCGCUCACCCCUGGAGAUGAUGAAGAAGCAUGUAGCAGAUGCCAGGAGCCAUCACGCAGAAGUUGGGCUGGAGCGGCAGACUGGCACCCGGCCCACUUCGCGGCUUGGUGGCAGCAUUCUUUUCAGCGGUCUGGUGCCUGACAGCAAGGAGGCCCCCACCCUGGAACCACUGGGUUCAAAACUAUCUGCUCUGCCACCCCAUGGGGCACCGGGGCUCAGGAAGCUGCCUGGACAGUUGCCCCUGCUCUGCAUCGGAAGGCCGCCACCCGAGAAGCUGACGCGUGCCCAGCCCCUGGAGGGGUGGAGCCCGUCCUUGAAAACCCAGGGCAAGCUGAACACCAGGCCUGGGAAGGUGAUCUUCUUCUCAGAGCCCGGCUGCCAAGGCAGCAGCAGGGAGGUCUGGGAAGACACUGCUGACGCCUUGGGCUGGGACCCUGUCGCCUCCAUAAGGGUGGUGCGAGGAUGCUGGGUGCUGUACGAACAGCCGGAGUUCCAGGGCCAGAAGCUGGUCCUGCCUGAAGGAGAUGUGGACCUCAGAGCCCUGCGGCCAGCGUGGAGCACUGGAGCCAUUGGCUCCCUCCGGCGGGUCGUCCGGGACUACUGUGCCCCGGAGAUCAUCCUGUUCUCCGAGGAGGGCCUCCAGGGUGAGCAGGUGAAGCUAACCGAGGCGUUGAAGGACCCUGGGGGCCUGGAGAGGCCCCUGAAAGUGGCAUCUGCCACUGUCUCUGCAGGACUGUGGAUGCUGUACCCCAAACCAUUCUUUGAAGACACCCCCUAUAUCCUGGAGCCUGGAGAGUACCCUACUCUGGAGGCCUGGGGUACACCAGACCCCACAGUGGGCUCCCUGAAGCCCAUGAGAUUGGGCUGUCCGAGCGUGGAGAAGCCAGGGGAGCCCAAGGCUGUGGUGUAUGAGGCUCCAGGAUUUCAGGGCAAGAGCUGGGAAGUGAGCAGAGACAUCUACAACCUUCGGCGGCCAGAGGACAGCCAGAGCCCCAACCUGGAAUCUGUGGGGUCCUUGCGGGUCCUAGGGGGCUGCUGGGUGGGCUACGAGAAGCCGGGCUUCCGCGGCCACCAGUACCUGCUGGAGGAGGGCGAGUACGCUGACUGGUCGCACUGGGGAGGCUACGACGAGUUGCUGACCUCCCUGCGGAUCAUCCGGACGGACUUCGGGGACCCAGCCGUGGUGCUGUUUGAAGCCAUGGACUUCCAAGGGCCCUGCGUGGAGGUGAGCACGGCACUGCCCGAUGUGGAGCUAGCGCAACACGGGCCCCACACACAGGCCAUCCACGUGCUCAGCGGCGUGUGGGUGGCCUAUGAGCAGGUGGGCUUCUCCGGCGAGCAGUACGUGCUGGAGAAGGGCGUGUACCGUAACUGCGACGACUGGGGCGCGGGCAACAGCGCCCUCGCCUCGCUGCAGCCGGUACUGCAGGUCGGGGAGCACGAUCUGCACUUUGUCUCAAAGAUUCAGCUUUUCUCAGGCCCCGACUUCCUGGGCGACCACAUCUGCUUCGAGGAUGACCAAGCCUCUCUGCCCGCCUCCUUCCAGCCGCAGUCCUGCCGGGUCCUCGGAGGCAGCUGGAUCCUGUUUGAUGGGAAGAACUUCGAGGGGGACCAGCACAUCCUCUCUGAGGGCGAGUUCCCUACUCUCAUGGCCAUGGGCUGCCUGGCCUCCACGCUCCUGAGUUCUCUCCGGAAAGUGCCUCUGCACUUUUCAGAGCCUGCCAUCUUUUUGUACGGACUGGAGUGCUUCGAGGGGAAGGAGAUCGAGCUCAGCGGGGAGGUGCGGAGCCUGCAAGCCCAGGGUUUCAACAACCACGUGCUGUCCGUGCGGGUCAAGGGUGGUGUCUGGGUGCUGUGUGAGCACAGCGACUUUCGGGGCCACCAGUGGCUGGUGAGCAGCUGCGAGAUCACUAACUGGCUGACCUACAGCGGCACCCAGCGGGUGGGCUCCCUCUACCCCAUCAAGCAGAUGGGGAAAUAAAGGCCCAAAGAAGUGGACAAAGAUUUGCUCUGCAACCUUGGGCAAGUACUGGACCUCCGCGGGCCUCCGUUUCCUCAUCUUUAAAAUGGGGAUAGUGUGGGUUGACUUGAGGACUGAGAUUCAUAAUGUCCAUAGACCUCUUAGAAUGGCGCUUGAGGCCGGGGAUUUAGCUCAGUGGCACAGUGCCUGCUAGGCAAGCGCAAGGUCGUGAGUUCGAUUCCCAGUACCAGAAAACAAACAAACAAACAGUCAAACAAACAAACAAAAAAAGCCAGAAAAUGGAAUGGUGCUUGAGAAGGAAGCACGCAGCAGAGGUCAGCCAUAAUUGUUUCUACUAUUGUCGUUACUGUCACCAUCAUCUAAGACCUCCGGCUGGUUUGUGGCAGAGUCAGGUCUAAUGUCUGGCAAUCCAGUGUCCACCCCACUGUGGCCUCUCUUCAGCGUGCGUGUGUGUAUGCAUUUCCCCUAUAAGUGUGUGUUUGCACAUCUGUAUUCCUGCACACAUCUGUUCUUGUAGCAUCCUUGAUUAUCUGGUCCACAGUAGGCUGGGCAGACCUGUGAUCCGUGAGGAUGAGUGAGUCUGCAUCUUCUGUGAAUUUCUGGGACACUUUUUGUCUCUUUUCCAUGGGACACGUGGUUGUACCUGUCAUCGUGUCCUGUUGCACGCUUCCCUGAGGUAUCCCCAUGGGCACAGAGCAGUGGGAACGCGUGUGUGCACGUGUGUGUAUGUGGGGACAAGGGGUGGCUUAGAAGAGAGUCGAGGAAAGUUUGAGUCUUGGGAGCUCAAUCCUGGAGGAUCCAGAGCUGAGGGUGGCGAGGGCAUCCUUGCCUGGGGACCCCUAACUCUCAGCUGCUCCCCAU